Messenger RNA from Candida tropicalis MYA-3404, 900 nucleotides. RefSeq names its product protein disulfide isomerase. NCBI's taxonomy places the organism in Eukaryota, Fungi, Ascomycota, Pichiomycetes, Serinales, Debaryomycetaceae. The coding region runs from base 1 to 900 and encodes 299 amino acids. Gene Ontology annotation, biological process: response to endoplasmic reticulum stress. The transcript has a single exon. Gene Ontology annotation, cellular component: endoplasmic reticulum lumen. The record is from RefSeq and is a predicted model, not a curated record. Gene Ontology annotation, molecular function: protein disulfide isomerase activity; protein-disulfide reductase activity.
AUGAUUUGGAAUAGAUUAUUAGCACUUAUUUCGUUGUUGGUCUUGGUCACUUCCAGAGCCCAAGGAGAUGAAUAUGCAAAUGAUGACAACAUUUUUGAAUUAACCCCUUCGAAUUUUGACAAAGUUGUUCACAAGUCAAAUUAUACCACCAUUGUCAAAUUUUAUGCUCCAUGGUGUGGUUACUGUCAACAGUUAAAGCCAACCUACAAAAAGUUGGGUAAAUAUAUCCACGAGAAUGCCAAGUAUGCUGUUAAUGUUGCCAGUGUUAAUUGUGAUAAAGAAUACAAUAAACCAUUAUGUUCACAAUAUCAAAUACGUGGUUUCCCAACCUUAAUGGUCUUUAGACCUCCAAAGUAUCAAAGUGGUAAGCCAACUAGAAAACAAAACCAUGCAAGUGAAGUCUAUCAAGGUGAGAGAAAUGUCAAGGCUAUGACAAAGUUUUUAACUUCAAGAUUAAAGAACUAUGUUACCAAAUUCCACAAUGUCAACUCAAAUGGUAUUGCCGAAUGGUUACAGGAAGAAAAGCCAAAUGUCUUGCUCAUCACCAAUACCAACCUGAUUAGUCCAUUGCUAAAAUCUAUUGCCAUUGAUUUCCUUGAUAGAGUCAAUAUUGGUAUAAUUACAAAACUUAACUCAGAGCCACGCACUAUUGAAGUUGAUGGGAAUGAAGUAGAAAUUCCAGCCGCAACUAAAUCAACAUUGCUCUACUUUGACAAGGAUAACAAGAAGUUUGUUACAUAUGAUAAGUCUGACAAAUUAAAUGAUAAGGAAGUCAUUUCCGAAUGGAUAAUCAAACAAACUAAACAACAGCCUAUAGAAGGUCCAUUGUCAAAGAAAGAGAAGAAAUACUACUACAAGUACAGAACAGGAAAGAAAAAGAUUGAACAUGAUGAAUUAUAA